Messenger RNA from Uncinocarpus reesii 1704, 618 nucleotides. RefSeq lists its product as uncharacterized. Lineage: Eukaryota; Fungi; Ascomycota; Eurotiomycetes; Onygenales; Onygenaceae. The record is from RefSeq and is a predicted model, not a curated record. The transcript has 2 exons. Bases 1 to 618 code for a protein of 205 amino acids.
AUGUCAAGUGACAUGCGACUAUUUGAUGACCGCGGUCAAACACCAAUUGUCAUUGAAGCCGUCAGGCAGGGUUGCCAUUCCAGGGUACCCACUGGAAGCGAAUUUAUCAUCGACGCCAAUAGAAUCUUCAACGAAACUUUGCUUCCACCAAGUACUGAAUCAAUCGCGCCGCCAGGAACAGAAACCGGAAAGAAAAAACCACUCGUCCUUAUCAUUGUCCUCCCAAUUGUCGGCUUCUUAUUACUCUGCCUCGUAUCCUGCUUCUGCUGUUUCUUCUUCGUUCGACGUCGACGCCGGAAGGCUCAACGGCUUAGCCAGGCCGGGCAUCUACACGACAGGUGGAACGACACUUCUAUGAUGACACCUGUUCCUGGUGGGCUCAGACACACCUGGGGGGAAACGCCGCAAUUCCACCCCACUCAAACUUAUGGCUACGAUCCGUCAGAUCACCAGGGAUACUAUGCCCAGCAGGAUGUCAAGUAUCCGACUGAGACAUACCAGUUGGGCCCGGUUACCUCUGAGCCCGAUGACACGAAGAAGGCAGAAUUUGUAGCGCAGAGCGUUCCUAAGCUUUCAGCACCUCCUCCUGGUCGCAAAUCACUUUCCAUCACCCAAUAA